Molecule: messenger RNA, 2593 nt
Organism: Striga hermonthica
Lineage: Eukaryota; Viridiplantae; Streptophyta; Magnoliopsida; Lamiales; Orobanchaceae
Source: the annotation of a GenBank genome assembly
GACACCCAUUCUCGAGGGAAAUACUGGCCGCCCCGUUGCCUGCCAGUUUCAAGGAGAUAAGCUUGAUCUUUGAUGGCUCGAGCGAUCCGGCGAGGCAUGUUCGAGCGUUUGAAAAUAUGUCCGUGUUGCACGGAUAUUCAGACCCGGUUAGUUGCAGAGCGUUCUUGUCGACCCUUCGGGGAGGUGCCCUUGAUUGGUUCCAUCAGCUAGCCCCUGGGUCGAUCAAAGAUUUCAAAGAUUUUGCAGGGCAACUCACCAACCAGUACGCGAGUGCAGUCGCACAGGAGAAGACAUAUCUUACUCUGAUGGCAAUGCGGCAGGGUGAGAAAGAGUCGCUGCGAAAGUACGUGGCUCGAUACAAUCAGAUGUGCUUAGAAGUGCCCACAGCCGUCGACGAGGUGAAAGCGGGAGGAUUAAUCAGGAGUCUACGACCGGGGCCUUGUCGAACGUCGUUGGCGAAAACGCCUGCUCGAACUUAUGACGAGGUGUUGAAGAGGUGCAAGAAGUACAUCAACCUGGAGGAGACGGAGGCUGAGUUUGCCAAGCUCGAAGAAGUGGCGAGGCCCGACCAGAAGAGGGGAAAGCCAAACUCACCCAGACGGGAGUCACCCAAGAGGAAUCCCCAGAAGAGUGGCCCAUUCAGGAGAUCGUCGCCCAAGAGGGAUGGACGAAAUUCGUUUCAAGGAGGACGAGAAGAUCGUUGGCAAGGACGACCUCGACUACCCAACGGGCAAAGAUAUAACACUUUCACUCCUCUUAAUGCUCAGAUGGGCGAGGUCCUGGUAGCCAUGGAGGAAAAGCUGGAUGGCAAGGAGAUUACGUGGCCAGCGACAAGAUUCGACGGACCGACCAAACCAAGGUCGGGCAGGUACUUCGUGUCUACAUACCACAUGACGAUUAAAUAUCCGGUGGGCGAAAAUGUGGGCGAGAUUGCUGGAGACCAACUUACGUCGAGGAGUUGUUAUCAAACCACCGUUAGCAAUAACAAGCAAAUGGCGAGGAAGCAGGUGAAAGGGAGAGAGGAUAGACCAGAUCGUCCGGGAGGAUCGAGGUCGAAGGAGGAUAAAGGAUGGCAGGAUAAGGGGAAAGAGAAAAUGGACAUGCAACCGGGAGGCGAAGUAGAGGAGGUCCAGAUGGUAGAAGGGAAGGAUGACCGAAAGUUCAGAAUUAGGAAAGAACUAGGCGAACCAAUCAGAUCGAGAUUGAUAGACUUGAUCAGAGAAUUUGCGGAUAUCUUCGCAUAUACAGCAGGGGAGCUAACCGGGAUCGAGGCCACGAUAAUCGAGCAUCGGUUGAACAUCGAUCUUACAGUGAAGCCGGUGAAGCAAAAGAGGAGGCAUCACGGAGCGGAGAUGGAUAAAAUAAUAGAGCAAGAGGUCGAGAAGCUCUUAGAUGCUGGACAUAUAAAGAGGAUCCAAUUUCCCGAGUGGUUGUCUAACACGGUCAUGGUAUCCAAAUCGGGAGGGAAGUGGAGGAUGUGCAUUGAUUUCAACGACCUUAACAAAGCAUGCCCAGAAGAUCUGUACCCAUUGCCGCGAAUCGAUCAGCUGGUAGACUCGACGGCGGGUUGUGAACUCCUCAGUUUGAUGGAUGCCUCGCAAGGUUAUCACCAAAUCCCUUUGGCGAAGGAUGACUGGAAGAGGGUGAGUUUUAUUACGAGUAAGGGCACCUAUUGCUAUGUGGUGAUGCCGUUCGGGCUGAAGAAUGCAGGGGCAACCUAUCAGAGGUUUGUCGACCAAAUCUUCAAGGACCAGUUGGGAAGAAAUAUGGAGGUAUACGUGGACGACAUGUUGGUCAAAAGCAAGAGGGAAGAGGAUCAUACAGGCGACCUGAGAGAAACGUUCCAAAUGUUAAGAAGGUAUGGCAUGAAGCUUAACCCUGGUAAGUGCUCGUUCGGAGUAAAAGCGCGAAAAUUCCUGGGCUAUAUGGUGACCAAGCGGGGAAUAGAGGUGAACCCAGAGAAGGUGCGGGCGGUCAUCGAAAUGAAACCACCCGCCAGUGUGAAAGAGGUCCAAAUCCUGACUGGUCGAAUAGCGGGUCUGAGCCGAUUUAUCGCCAAGGUAGCCGAGAAAAGUGGCCCCCUGUUAAAAACAUUAAAGAAGAGCUCGAAAUUCCAAUGGACAGAGGGAGCGCAGAAAGCUUUCGAGAAGCUACGGGAGGUACUGGUGAAUUUGCCAUUGCUAGCUAAACCAGUGCCUGGAGAGGAGCUCAUACUCUAUAUAUCUGUGGGCGAAAGCGCAGUAAGCUCGGUGUUGUUGCGCGAAGAGGGAGCAGCUCAGUUCCCCAUAUAUUAUGUUAGCCGAGUAAUGCAGGGAGCGGAGUUGAAGUAUUCAGAGAUUGAGAAAUGCGCACUGGCGGUGGUCAUGACAGUCAGAAAGUUACGACCAUACUUCUUAAACCACAAGGUCAGAGUGCGGACGAACAUGCCCUUAGCGCAAACAUUAGGUCGACCAGCGGUAUCAGGUCGACUUGUAAAAUGGGCGGUCGAACUAAGCGAAUACUCUAUAGUGUACGAGCCAAGGAGGGCGAUUAAGGCCCAUGUUUUGGCCGAUUUUAUCCAGGAAGGUACAAAGGAGGAGAGCGCAGAAGGAGA